AUGACUAGGAAGAAGGCAUUGGACCGUUUCUCUUCCAUGGAAGGAGGAAAGAUGUUCCGGAUUGACUCCGUCAGCUUCGCUCCCAAGAUUGAGUACGGCGAUUCACGCGAGAUCACUUCCAAGGCGAUUUCCUUACUCAACAACUACAUCAGGAUGGACCGCCUUCGAUACUUGAGGUUUAAGGAGAAAAAGGAGGGUACUCUAUUAUAUAUUUGCACGGUGAAUACGUACGUAUCUUAUGGCAACAAGUUAUGCUACUGUCAGUUCUGGAACUUCAUGAGUGGUGAACACAGAUCAUGGGUAGAGUACAGGGGGCCGGUGUUCCCGUUGAUCUCCUUGAGCAGUUUCCUAACGAAUUUUAGAUACGAGCGCGCAAACUAUACCUUCCCAGCACCAGGUACUGGAUUAUUAUCUUCAAGCUCGAUAGGUCUGCGGAAUCUUUGUCUAAGUAUCCAUGAGAUUCUUAGGGGUGUUCUUACUUAG
Messenger RNA from Theileria orientalis strain Shintoku, 483 nucleotides. RefSeq lists its product as hypothetical. The coding region runs from base 1 to 483 and encodes 160 amino acids. The transcript has 3 exons. The record is from RefSeq and is a predicted model, not a curated record. NCBI's taxonomy places the organism in Eukaryota, Apicomplexa, Aconoidasida, Piroplasmida, Theileriidae.